Lineus longissimus is the source of this 3705-nucleotide messenger RNA. RefSeq names its product major vault protein-like. The record is from RefSeq and is a predicted model, not a curated record. Bases 197 to 2746 code for a protein of 849 amino acids. The transcript has 21 exons. Lineage: Eukaryota; Metazoa; Nemertea; Pilidiophora; Heteronemertea; Lineidae. Gene Ontology annotation, cellular component: nucleus; cytoplasm.
CUACGAAGACGAGGUUGAUUGGGAAACCCCUCAGGAAUGCAAACCAGGAAAUAAAACUUCUUUUUUCACAAGAAUAAACAAUCCAGGGCUGCACAAACACCUAUCAAGGCUGUUCCUCGUCUCGUCCAUUGCAUCGCAACCCAAGAAACUCAGGGUCAAUUAAGAAUAGCUGUAGACAACUGACACAGAUGACAAAAUGAGUAAAAUUAUUGGAAUCCCCAAUCUUCAGUUUGUCCAUAUUUUGGACCAGAGAACUAAUGUUACUAAGAUAGAAGAAGGGCCACAGUCUCUGUGUCUGCAGACUCAUGAAGUUCUGACAAUGGGUCCCAUUCCCUUCAUCAUUGUCCCUCCAGGUCACUAUUGCACCAUUCAGAAUCCUAUUGUGAAAUAUGAGCCUGGAAAGCUGUCCGAGUUGAGACAUGGACAUUUUGAUGUUCGCUUCCAUGGAGAACCCUUCCCACUCUACCCAGGGGAAGUCCUUUGCCAUGAGCGUAACUUUGGUACCAGCACCAAUGAUUAUUCCAAGGCCAUCAAGAAACUACCGACAUUGAAGGCGAACCAUGGAAUUCGUCUGAAGGCUCGGGUUGACUUUGAUGACAAUGGUACUGCGAGGAGUGCGGAGGACCAAUGGCAGUUGGAAGGGCCAUUGACUUAUCACCCUGAUCCAAAUGUUGAUAUCGUUUGCUACACCAGCCCAACGAUCAUAAUAGAAGGUGAUGCACUUCGUGUCAGGGCGUUGCAGGGCACUGUUGAUUUUGAAGGAAAAGAGCGAGUGACUGGGGAGGAAUGGCUGGUCAGGAAACCUGGUGCCUAUCUUCCUGGAGUAUUUGAAGAAGUUGUCGGUAUAGAGAAGCCAAUGACCUUGACUCUCGAUACGGCACUCCAUCUUCAGGCAGACCAGAACACUGUGGAUCAAUUUGGAAAAGACAGAGCAUCCGGGGAAGAAUGGUUGGUCACUGUUGAAGAAACAGAGUGCUUUAUCCCAGCAAUUGGAGUGCGUGUCAAAGAAACAAUAAAGAAGACCAUAUUGAAGAAUCAUGAGUACUGCGUCGUCCUGGAACCAGUUGACAACCAUGGCAAGAAUCAACUUGGAAAGAAAGAACUGAGAGUUGGUAUCUGCUCAUUCUUCCUCCACCCAGGAGAGGAGUUGGAAAAAGGUAUCCAGCGUUCAUUACUACUUGGACCUGAUGAAGCUGUUGUUCUUACUGCAAUAGAAGCAUUCAAGGAUGGAAUGGCAAAAGGAAAGAAGCGAUGCCCUGGUGACCGCUGGAUGAUCAUGGGACCAACGGAGUAUAUUCCACCAAUUCAGGUCUCCAUUGUCUGCAGCAGGAAAGCCAUUGCUCUUGGCAAGAAUGAAGGAGUUUACAUCCGUGAUGUCCAGACAGGCAAGGUGCGUUCGAUGCUUGGUCCUUGCUCAUACCUCCUGACAGCCUACGAAGAUCUCUGGGCGAAAAAGUUGCCACCUUUGGUCGACAUAAUGCUUAGACAAGGGGGUGUUUAUAGUGCUGCUGGCAGUGACAUCAGAAAGCUAGCCUAUUACGAGCAGUCCAUCGACCCUGCAUUCACAGAAUCUCGUGACAAGUCUAGAGUGGUGACCUACAAGUGUCCAGGGAACUGUGCUGUCCAAGUGUACAACUAUCAAGAGAAGACGGCGCGUGUUGUCUUCGGUCCCGACCUCGUUGUUCUCGGUCCUCAUGAAGAUUUCAACGUUCUCAGUCUCAGUGGUGGCAAACCAAAGAAAGAAGACGCGUUCAAGUCGCUCUGUUUGAUGCUUGGGCCAGAUUUCAUAACUGAUGAACUCGUGGUUGAGACAUCUGAUCACGCUCGACUGAGGAUCCGGCUUGCAAUGAACAACUGCUUUCAGGUUGAAAGGGGAAAUCCAGAAUCCGAAGCCAAGAUAUUUUCAGUCCCAGAUUUCAUUGGAUAUGCUUGUAGACAAGUUGGUAGUCGUGUGCGAGGCUCAGUGGCCCUCACGGCCUUUGAUGAAUUCCAUCGUUACUCAGCCAAGAUUAUCAACACUGCAGUGUUUGGAGUUGAUGAGACUGGAAAAACAAGAGAGGCUCUCACAUUUUCACAAAAUAACUUGGUUGUGACAAACAUUGACAUCCAGAGCAUAGAGCCGGUCGAUUCAAGGAUGCGUGACAGCCUGAUGCAGUCUGUACAAAUGGCCAUCGAGAUUGCAACAAACUCAAUCGAGAGAGCUGCAUCCCAUGAGGCCAAACGGUUGGAACAGAUCGCCAGAGGUCAACUCGAGAGACAGAAACUCGUGAAUGAAAAGGAGGCGGAGAAGGCAAGAACAAAGUUGUGCGAGUUACGUGCUGUGACUGCCGCGGUGGAGUCCACGGGUCAAGCUCAGGCCGAGGCUCAGGCACAAGCGGAGAAGAUGCUUAUUGAAUGCCAGAGUGAAAUUGAAGGUACGAAGUUGAGAUGUGAGGCAGCCGAGAUCGAACACUAUAAUAGCUUGGAAAGCCAGGACAAGUUACGUACUGCCGAGAUAGAAUAUGAGAAAGCGCGAGCCGAACUUGAAGUGGACAAGAUGAAGAAGAUGGCUGCUAUUGAAAUCUUUAAGAUAUCCAGUAUGAUGAAUACAAUUGGGGCAGACACCGUGGUUGCUAUGGCUAAUGCUGGUCCAGCAGGACAGGUGAAACUACUGACGAGCCUUGGCUUGGAAUCCGUCCUCCUCACUGAUGGCAACUCACCGAUCAACCUCUUCAACACUGCGGAGGGGUUAAUCUCAUCAAAGUAACCUGUUAUGAUUAGACCUGAAUGUAUUUGUGAUAAUUGUUGUAGGUUUUCUUUUGUGUAUUAUGCUAGGUUUACAUAGAGUUUACGUUUUAACUUUAAACGUGUCACUUUAAGAACAAAUAAGUCAUUUUCAAAGGGUCGGCUACAUAAGAUUCACCUGUCACAUUUCAGCUUCUUGUCAUGUCAUAUUUUCACGUGUUUACAAACCUAUAGGUCUAUGGAAAAACAAGCUUGUGACAAGUGACCUGUGACGCUUGAAUCAUGACAACAUGUAUCCUGUGUAAACCUGGCCUUACAAAGUGUAUCCCUUCUUUCGUAUAGAUCAAUGUAGACCGAAGGCUAAUGUCAUAAUAUGCUUUCUAACUUACAAAAUUGGCAUAAAAUUAUACCCACAGGAAUCGGGCUGUGUGCUUGUUUUGCCAGUGUGUUCAUGUGGUGGCAAAAUGGAAGUGGUGAAAGUUAUUUCAGACACUUCACCUUCUCACUACAUGCCUGGUGAAGGACAUGUGUCUUCGUAAGGAAUGAUAGGUGUUCGUGUUUAUAUUUCGUGUAAGGAGACCCAGGACUGUUAAUAUUUGAAAGUGCAACACUGCAAUUAAGCCUACUGGGCCUACCAGUACUUACUGGUAAUAGCUGUGAUGAAAAGAUAGUCAUUUUGAUUUAUUGCUAGAUGUACGUAUAUGUUUAAAAAUGUGACUGAAUUAUUUAUUAUAUGUUUACUACUAUAUACUGAUGAAGCCAAUAGCUCUUCUAGGAAUCAAUCACUAAUCUUGUCAAAUGUAUUCGUUGUAUUACAUAAGUGGGACAUACCUCAGGGACCCCCUGGUGUCUGAAUUUGGAGAAUAGAAUAAUCCAGGAUCAUCUUUCAAACUUAAUUAUGAAUAUUUAAUUUCUUUUAAAAAUUCAGAUAUGACCUAUGUAAAGCUCUUGACUGUUACCAAAUGAAUUAUCUUUCUGCCA